AAUGUCCAAGAAAACAGCAAUCAUACGAACAGAAUCGCUCCAUGUCCCCCCAAAAUACCCCUUAAAACAACCACAAACAUCACCCACUGGUGGUUGUAUGUGUAUAAACCCACAAUGCUAGAAUCGGCCGAUGCUUUCGCACACUCUUCUCGCGAGGGAAGUAGGCAAUCCUAAGGGCAAUUUGCAUGCCUAUUCCUACUUGGACUUCCAAACUGGGCUGUGUCGGUAUGUUGAAUACGGAUCACCGGAAGCAGUGUGUAUUAUCCCGCAGCCACGUCCGUCGAAAAUCAUGUAACCCCUCCCUUCCACGCUCGUUCAAUUUAUUCAUCAGUGGAAGGAAGCUGGGCUAUGCGCAGUGGGUGUUUAAUGGUAAAAGGCCUCGCUUCCCAAAGCUGCGGUGGGCAUUGGGCGAUGGCACACCAGAUUUGCCAUCCCAGCACUCUGAAUCUCUCCAGGGCCAACCUACACCCGUCUGGGUAUUGAGCUUAACCCACAACACUGCCCCAGGCCCUGCAUUCUCCUUUGUUCCCCUUCUCCUCGCAAGGGCCGGGUCGUCUCUCAAUAUUAACACACAACCCCAGCAUACCCCCAGAUUCCUCUCGAUCAAUACCCACACCUGCAACUCAAUAGAGAUGAAGGUGCAAGAUGGAGAGCGGGAGUUGGAGUUGGAGUUCGAGCUCGAGCUGGAGCUGGAUCCGGAGCUAGAGCUGGAGCUUGAACCAGAACUAGAGGAGGAGCGGCAGCAACACAUUGUAGCUAUAUCUGAGAGAGACAAGGCUCUCUUCUGUUCUUAGGAUUAGCUGUAGCGGUGGUAAGUGAAGUAUGGAUUCGUUCGUCAGGUCAACGCUUCUGGAGCUUUGUGUCAGGUCGCUGUUCGCGGUUGUAGUUUUGAACCUUGAUAAAAAAGGGUCAGUUUGAGCACAGAAAAG
Blastomyces gilchristii SLH14081 is the source of this 929-nucleotide messenger RNA. RefSeq lists its product as uncharacterized. The transcript is spliced from 2 exons. NCBI's taxonomy places the organism in Eukaryota, Fungi, Ascomycota, Eurotiomycetes, Onygenales, Ajellomycetaceae. Bases 186 to 794 code for a protein of 202 amino acids. The record is from RefSeq and is a predicted model, not a curated record.